Molecule: messenger RNA, 3346 nt
Organism: Mercenaria mercenaria
Lineage: Eukaryota; Metazoa; Mollusca; Bivalvia; Venerida; Veneridae
Exons: 4
Coding region: 105-1100 (331 amino acids)
Source: RefSeq, a predicted model, not a curated record
AGAGCACUCUCAAAAUAUAAAUAUCACGCAUAGAACAGCUGAUUGUGUAACAAUAGAAAUGUCAUUUAUUAUUUCAACAGGCUUACAGUCAAAUUUCAUCAUUUAUGUCUGGAAAUAUUCUUAAAUCCUUGCUACAGAAGUGUGUACAGUAUUGUAAAGGAGGCAAUGUAAAAAGCAAGCGGAAUAUGGCACAACACAAAGAUGACGUUUUUCUCCAGAUUGGUGAUUUCAAAGUAUUUGCUUGGUCAAUAUCAGGGAUAGAGACUUCAGUGGUUGUCAGGAAGCCUUCCGACGGGUUUGACUGCUGUUUUGAUAUGGGCUAUUCCAGUCGUGAAAAUGUGAAAUGCCAAUCGGUGAUGAUCAGUCACGGUCACAUGGAUCACAUAUCAGCUGUACCUCAGCAUAUCAAGAAAAGAGAGUUGUUGGGAGGAAAACCGGCCUCAUAUUAUGUACCAGAACAUCUUGUUGAGGACGUUCAAGAACUUUGUAAUACAUAUGCAAAAAUAUGUGAAAAUUCUGAAGGCUUGAAAGCGCCAAACAUUUGUGGUGUUAAACAAGGCGAUAGAAUUAAGCUUCAUAAGGGACACUUUGCUGUACCAUUUCCUACUGUGCACAGAGUUAAAAGUCAGGGAUAUAUUGUUUACAGUGCGAAAAAGCAGCUGAAUCCAGAAUUCCAGGGAUUGUCUAGCAAAGAAAUAGGUGCAAGAAUCCGUGAUGGGGAGAAUGUUCAUACAGACCCAGUCAUUACCCCAGAGAUUGCAUUUACAGGUGAUACAACAUUUCAGGUUUUUACGAAUGAAGUUUAUGAUCCACCACCGGAUCUCUUCAAAGUGAAAUUACUGAUAGUGGAGGCUACGUACAUAAAUGAUGACUGCAAUAUAGAGGAACGUGUGCAACAAGCACGAAAAUGGGGUCAUAUACAUUUGUCUGAAAUUUAUGAAAAUGCUGAACUAUUCAAAGAUGUUGAUAAUAUAUUGCUGAUACAUAUGUCAGAUAAAUACUCGUGUAGAUAUAUUCAAGAAAAAGUGUUCAGUAACAUACCAGAGGCAUUGAAAGGAAAAGUUCAUGUGUCCACGAUAGCAAAGGAGAGAUAUUUGUGAUUUAAAUUACCAGUUCUUUUUUUUAAGAUUUUAGAUUAGUACAUUUUGUAUAUGCCUGUUUUAUAAUUAUACAUUGCAGAGUGUGAUUUUUUAAAAAACAUAUUUUUAGAUAUUUUUAAACACGUCGAAACAAGAAUUAUGAAAAAGACUGCACCGGUUGUUCAGAAUACCAGAUGUAUACAUCUAAUAUAAUGGGAUUACUUAUAUUCUAGGGGCAUUGUCAGCAGUACACUUUUAUUAAAGUUUUGCUAACCAGUUCAUAUCUCAGUAAUUAUUGUUAAAAAUACUACACCAGUUAUUCAGAAUUCCAGGUUUAUACAUCUGAUACAGUGAGAUUACUCAUAUUCUAGGGGCAUUGUCAGCGGCACACUUUUAUUAAAGUUUUGUAUGCCAGUCCGUAUCUCAGUUAUUUAUGUUUGUAUUGGAUUGAAAUUUUACUCAAAGCUUCUUAGUCAACAAACCUACUGAAUGUCUGAAGCAACUGAGUUAGGUUAGCCCUUUCUUGACUUAGAAAAUUUGGUUAAAAUUUUGCUUGCAACUAUCUAAAUGUAUCUCAGUAACAGUUCUGUGUGUUGAAUUAGAACUUCACACAAUGCUUUCAAGUCAACAGGUGUACUAAAAUGACCAAGUAAGAUAACUUUCUGUUGAAUUAAGAUCAAAUUGCGGCCCUUUUUCAACAUACAAAAAGUGGUUAAAGUUUAGCAUGCAACAAAAGAUACAUUUAGUAGCAACUCUAGCUUUUGAAUUUAAACCUUACUCGAUUCUUUCUAGUCAUAAAUUUUGAUAAAACCUCAUGAAAGAAUCAAUUUACUGGUGCAAAUUGAUUCAAUAUUUUGGCCUUGUUUCAACUUUGAAUUUGGUUCAAGUUUUGCAUGGAACUAGUUACCAAGCUGUAUCUCAGUAUCAACUGGUAUUGGUUUGAAACUACACAGUGCUUCUCAGUCUUCAGACAUACUGAUGCAACCAAGUUUUAUAACUCUUGAUUGAAUUUAAGUUGAAUUAUGGCCCUUUUGCAACUAAGAAAAGCCAGACAUACUAAAAUAGCCAAGAUGAAUUAUUGUUUGUGGGAUAUAUUAUAAAUUAUAGGCGCUCCCUUACUACUAAGAAAUUUCGGUUAAAGUUUUACAUGCAACAGUUAAGCUAUAUUUCGGGAACAGUUACUGAUUGAAACUUCACACAAGACAUCCUUCUACAUACCCAAGUUAGAAAGUUCUUGUUUAAAAUGCCUUUAUUUGACUUAGAAAUUUUUUGUAAAGUUUUGCAUGCAAGUCGCUAUCAUAACCUUUAUAGAAUUAUCAUAACUGUAAUAAAAUUUAAACUUGGUAUCAAUUGUAGUAAGAUAAUUCAGUUAUAGAAGUCUUGCAGAGUUAUGGCUCUUGUUCCUUAUAAAAGUUGUUGAAUAGUUGAUCAGGCUGUCUUACAAAUAACUCUUGUUUGUAAGGACAUAUAACCUUUAAUAUCUUAAGUUUAUUAAUUGAUUAAAACAAAGUUGUGCUGCAACAUUUAUGUAAUUGAAAAACUUGAUAUUUCAAAAACCUAGUUUUGAUAAAAUUGCGGGUGGCAUAGAGAGUAGGGCAGAGUUGGGGUGAGGCAGGUUAUUGAGGAAAAUUUACAAGUUGUUUUGGUCAGAUACCCAAUCUUUUCUGAGGCCUUAUGUAUAAUAGCUUGUAUAUGUAUGUAUACACUGUCUGUGUAUGGUUUUCAUGUCAUUGAAAUGCCCAAAAGUGCUGAAAAUGAGGUUUCAAGAUUUAAUUGUUUAUAUGAAAUAAAGAAGGAACUGAAUUAGUAUAUUGUUACCUAAACCGAAGAUGUUUAAACAAUAUGUCAUUCAAACUAGAUCAAAGGCUACAUUACAUUUUUUUUUUUGAAAAUUGUUUUAAAACAUGCACACCAUGAUUCUAAACAUACCAUUUGAGCCUAGCCAUGAGAAAACCAACUUUCCAGCUUUCAAAGUGGCUUUAAGUCUAUUGCAAUUAGAGAAACUGUUAGGGAACAGCAUGGAUCCUGACCAGACUUAGCAGAUGCGCAAGUUGGUCUGGAUCUAUGCUGGUCGCAGUCGCACUUUGUUGGUUUUCUAAUGGCGUGGCUCAUAUAUUGAAAUCUCAGCCUCUGUGUUGUUGGUGAUAAUCAUUGAUUUAUUACAUUUUAAAAGUUCAUAAAACGGGUAACUCUGUAUUCAGUAUCUUAGUCUAUUAUAUUUUGUUAUUGUAUUGUGAACAUCUGUGUAGCAGGGAAGCUUCUGGUGA